AAAUCUCGCUAAAACAUCUCCUCUUUCCUCAAUCAAAAGUUGAAGAAUAUUGUUCAAAACAAAAAACAAUGGGCAGUGAUGAUGAGGUUGUUCUAUUGGAUGAAUAUGUGAGCAUGUUUGGGAUGAGGCCAAGAGUGGCACUUGCUCUGAAAGGGAUUCGCCAUGAAUCCAGAGAGGAAGACUUGCAGAACAAAAGUCCACUCUUGCUGGAGAUGAACCCGGUUCACAAGAAAAUCCCUGUGCUGAUUCACAAUGGAAAACCAAUCUGCGAAUCGCUCAUCGUGGUAGAGUACAUUGAUGAGGUUUGGAAGGAGCAGCAUCCAUUGUUGCCUACUGACCCUUACAAGAGAGCUCAAGCUAGGUUUUGGGCUGAUUUUGUUGACAAAAAGAUCUUUCAGUGUGUGAGAGGUUGGAUUAGGAAAUGGAAAGAUGAAGAAGCCAUAUAUGAGGAGUUGAUAGAUAACCUUAAGGUGUUGGAAGGGGUGUUGGGGGAAGAGCCCUAUUUUGGUGGGGAAAGCUUUGGGUUCUUAGAUUUGGCUGUCAUUUCAUACUACACUUGGUUUUUGGCUUGCGAGAUGGAAUGCAAAUUCACCUUCGAGUCCAAAUGUCCAAAGCUGAUUGGAUGGGGCAAAAGGUGCCUACAAAAUGAGAGCAUCUCCAACUCCAUUGCAGAACCUUUGAAGCUCUAUGAGUUUGUUUUGCAGUUGAGGAAAAGGCUUGGGGUUCACUAGAAAAAUCAUCCUUUCAAAAUCCAUUAGUCUCCAAUAAUGUACAACUUCUAUUAUAGUCUUUUGGACUUGUCUGGUGUAAUUCAUGAGUUGUACCUAAAACAAUAAUGAUGAACUUUAUUGUGUUUAUUAUCA
Ipomoea triloba (trilobed morning glory) is the source of this 863-nucleotide messenger RNA. RefSeq names its product probable glutathione S-transferase. Bases 69 to 731 code for a protein of 220 amino acids. Gene Ontology annotation, molecular function: glutathione transferase activity. Gene Ontology annotation, biological process: glutathione metabolic process. NCBI's taxonomy places the organism in Eukaryota, Viridiplantae, Streptophyta, Magnoliopsida, Solanales, Convolvulaceae. Gene Ontology annotation, cellular component: cytoplasm. The transcript has 2 exons. The record is from RefSeq and is a predicted model, not a curated record.